GCGGAACCUCCGGGUACCGCAGGCUUGAGGGGACCCCUGCGGCCUAAGGGGUCGCAUCCCUUCCCAAAACUUUCUUCUUGUCCCUGCUGUGCCAGGACCUAAAUUUAUUUGUAUCUUUUAAUUUUUCUCUUUGGAAAAAGUAAAACCUGUGAUGUGUCUGUCAUGUGACUGAACUAUCUCGGAGGGAGGGUGAAGAUGUGGGGGGUUUCUUAGGGCCACCAGAAGGGGUGCAGUGGUGAGCAAGAGGGACAGGCCAGAGUAUGUAUGGAAAGGUGGCUUUUCCUCGGGGCAGCCCAGGAAGGCCCCAAGAGGACAAUGGAUUCUGGAACUCGCCCAGUUGGUAGCUGCUGUAGCAGCCCCGCUGGGCUCUCACGGGAGUACAAACUAGUGAUGCUGGGUGCUGGUGGUGUAGGGAAGAGUGCCAUGACCAUGCAGUUCAUCAGCCACCGAUUCCCAGAAGAUCAUGAUCCCACCAUUGAAGAUGCUUAUAAGAUCAGGAUCCGUAUUGAUGAUGAGCCUGCCAAUCUGGACAUUUUGGAUACAGCUGGACAGGCAGAGUUUACAGCCAUGCGGGACCAGUAUAUGAGGGCGGGAGAAGGGUUUAUCAUCUGUUACUCUAUCACGGAUCGUCGAAGUUUCCAUGAAGUUCGUGAGUUUAAACAGCUUAUUUAUCGAGUUCGACGUACUGAUGAUACACCUGUGGUUCUUGUGGGAAACAAGUCAGACCUCAAACAGCUAAGACAGGUCACCAAGGAAGAAGGAUUGGCCUUGGCCCGAGAAUUCAGCUGUCCCUUUUUUGAGACGUCUGCUGCAUACCGCUACUAUAUUGAUGAUGUUUUCCAUGCCCUUGUACGGGAGAUACGUAGGAAAGAAAAGGAGGCAGUACUGGCUAUGGAAAAAAAAUCUAAGCCCAAAAACAGUGUAUGGAAGAGGCUAAAAUCACCAUUCCGGAAGAAGAAAGAUUCAGUAACUUGAAGAGAAGAUGUGAAGUGUUUAUCUGUGAACUGCAGUGCUGUAUCAAAGCAGUCCAGUAACCUGCAGUACUGAGCAUGGUGCUUGCUCUUUCUCCUAACUGAUAAGAGGGACAUGCCUACUAGGAGUUUUUAGUGAUGUGGUAUUUGAAGUAUUGUCUCUUAGUUAAGUAUGAUUUAUUAACCCAGUGGAGCACUGUCUGCUUUUAAAUCGUCACAUUAGAAUUUGAUCUACCAAUGUUUUGGGUUCUGUUGCGCUGAUAUUAAUUAAUGUAAAUUUGUUUAUACCCAGGAGAAUAUGUAUACCAUGUGUGUUUGACUAAGUUCACAAGGGAAGUUUUUGGCUCUGCACUCCCCAUUAUCUUUCAAUUUCAAUUUCCUGGGACUAUCCCAGAGAAAGACCUCAGUCUCUUCUAUUCACAUUAUGCUUCCUAGAGACUGAACAAAAGUCAUGUAGGGAAAUUGGGGCUAAGGAGAUCAAUGUCAGAUUUCAGCAGAUACCUGUGGGGCUGACACCUGUUGCAGACUAUGGAGUGGUGAGAUUUGGGGAAGUUGGGCUAUAUGUUUGCAGAAAGGUAGGUUCAGAACAAAAUUCUCAAUACAAGCUUGGCUUUUCUAAGAAGUACACAUUUGGCCCAAAUGCACCGGGAUGAGUGAGAACAACCAGAAGCAUGUAAAAUGUGAUGAAGGUUUCUCCCAGGAACCUUAUUUUAUGCUUCAUUUCAGGGUUUUCUUUUUUUACCUUCAAAGGUAGACAUUUUGGAAAUCAUAACUGUAUUACUAAAUGUGUUUAAUCAGAAUUCAUAGUUGGAUCAGCCAUUGCCUUGUACAGAUUUAUUUUUUCCCCAUAGAUGCACACGCCGACACAUUUAUAUUAAUUGCUUCCUCCUACGUUGUGCUCUGUAAAAGAACUACAGCUGGCAAGAUGUGUUUUCGGCCCUUCAUCACUGAUUGCAUUUUCCAUACAGAAGAGACAUCAGGGAUUUGGGUAAAAUUGUAUGUGUGCCUCCUUUACGUGGACAAUCACUAGACUCAGUGCUCUGAGAAAAUGCUAUUUCUGUUUAAUGGGUCAGUCUUAAAGCUUUAAAAUUCACAUAGGUGGAGUUUCUCAUCUGAAGAUUUCCUUACAAGGACUUUGCUAAGUUCACCUCAGGGUUAUCUGAGCCUUGACUAAGUUUAUCCUAAGGGAAUACCACUUUGCUCCCUGUGCAUAGUUUAGGAACUGUAGUCCGAGGAAGAAACAGUUAAAUAUUGUUAGUGAGUUCUCUGUUUUAAGAUCAGGACUGUUUUGAUAUCUGACCUUGUUAUAUGUGGUGAGUAAAUGCAAAAAUGCUAAGAGUAAUGCAUCAUAUAUUGAAUAUUAAAUGUCACUGAAGCAAUGUUUGUGUCUACUAGAAACAUAAGAUGACUUGUGUAGCACCUCUUUAUAAGCACACAGCUCAUCUUAGUAUUUUCCAUUUUUAUUAGAGGAAGUUGGACAGAGUUGUGUUUUUCUUUGUAAACUAAUGAUAAAUAUUCUAGAUUUUUUUAAAAAGUGACUGUUAGAACUUUUUUAGCUCUGAGUAGUGGUCCCUUUUUAAACUCCUGGAAACAUUUUUGUUACCAAAUAAAUCAUGUUUUAUGGUACUCAGCCAUCCAAAAGUGAAAGACCUAGAAUUUGAUUCUGUGCAGGACAAAAAUCUCACAGGAACUGUAGCACUUUGGAAAAGCAUCAAAGUAGAAAAGAAAUACAGUGCAAUUCUAUUAUGAGAAUGUUUUACAUUUAAACUGGUUUAGCACCUUUUAAGUUUAAAGCCCAUAGCUUCUUAUUACUAGUGACCUGGGGAAGGAAUUAUUAGCAUUAAGCAAUAUAUAUAUAUGUAUAUAUAUAUUCUGUUUGUUUGUUUGUUUUUUCUUUUUUUUAAUGAGAUGAGGUUUCACUAUGUUGCCCAGGGUGAUCUCGAACUCCUAGGCUCAAGCAGUCCUCCCAAUAUGCUGGGAUUACAGGCAUGAGCCACCACCUAGCCCAAGCAAGAAAUUGACACUAUGUAAUUAUUUAAGGUAGUCUAGGCAGUAGAAAACAUUGCCAGAAGGAUAGAAAGGAAUUUGGAUUAUAUAUAAGGAAAAUAACAAAUUGGUGUUUUUAAGACUAUCACUGUCAUAUAUUAGAUCCUUGUAUUAGUCCAUCCAUUAAUAUUAGUUCUAUUUGCGGUGCUAGGUAGUUUGACAGGUAUGAUAUGCAUAAGUCAUAGCUCUAUUCUUAGUGUCAUAAAGUGUAGCUAAUUUAUAAGCUCUAAGUAAUCAGCUUUAUCCAAUUUGAGAGCAUUAAAAUUACUGCCUAGAACUUUGAAAAGAGAAAAAUUCAGGGAUAAGUUGAAAGGCACUGGAACUGUUUCUACCCAUACCAGACCAGUAAAUUGUAAGAUCCAGAUGUUAGUAUCUAGAAUUAGCUCUUUAGAAUUCAGAGGGGACAUAUGUUUUGACUUCAUCAUAUAUUAGCAAGAAUUGGGUCUACUGUGAUGUUUGGGGAGGAGGAGGGGGAAAUUCUUUUUAAUGCACUUGUAUGUGAAGACAGUUUGUAUGACAUAAUACAAAACUUUUAAACAA
Molecule: messenger RNA, 3557 nt
Organism: Cercocebus atys (sooty mangabey)
Lineage: Eukaryota; Metazoa; Chordata; Mammalia; Primates; Cercopithecidae
Gene: RIT1
Product: Ras-like without CAAX 1
Exons: 6
Coding region: 265-975 (236 amino acids)
Biological process (GO): Ras protein signal transduction
Cellular component (GO): plasma membrane
Molecular function (GO): GDP binding; GTPase activity; calmodulin binding
Source: RefSeq, a predicted model, not a curated record